Molecule: messenger RNA, 406 nt
Organism: Spirodela intermedia
Lineage: Eukaryota; Viridiplantae; Streptophyta; Magnoliopsida; Alismatales; Araceae
Source: the annotation of a GenBank genome assembly
AUGUGUCGGCGAUGCACUGGAAUCUUGAGCAUUCGAGAGGAUAGUCGUGUAGUGUCUAUGGCCUCGAAGGCUCUCUUUGAACAAGGACGAUGUGAGCAAUCUCUAGAUCUCCUUGCGAAGUCUAGAGAUUAAUGAAAUGGGUCGUUGAAUCGUCUCCAACGGCUGUCACCCAGCGGAGCAGAAAAACGGUGACUUUGCGGCUCUCCAACAGUUGCCACCCGAUAGAGAGAGGAGCUGGAUGGAGGUGGGGCGCGUGUCAAGGAGCUUCAUCUUCAGGUCCGCGCAGCAAGAAAAAGCUCUUCAUCGCAUCUGGUACGCUCUCAGGAGGUGGCGACUCGUCUCUCGACGGAUCGUCCUCUUCCCGACGACGACUUGUUCAUCGAUCAAUCGGAGAUGCUUUACUUGA